This is a messenger RNA of Octodon degus (degu), 2864 nucleotides long. Its product is annotated as probable N-acetyltransferase CML1. The transcript has 3 exons. The coding region runs from base 319 to 1008 and encodes 229 amino acids. Lineage: Eukaryota; Metazoa; Chordata; Mammalia; Rodentia; Octodontidae. Gene Ontology annotation, molecular function: N-acetyltransferase activity. The record is from RefSeq and is a predicted model, not a curated record.
GUCACGUGGUUCCUCCGCACAGUCCUCUCUUAGCUACCCAGGCCAGCCCCUGGGAGCCCAGCAUGAAACUGUGAUAAGUUUUAGGCACAUGCUCAGCUGAACUGUGUAAAAACAUGACCCUGGUUCUGAGCCACAAACAUGGCCCCAAACACCUGCCCAAUAUGCUGGUGCCUGCAAAGGACACCUACAAGACCAUUGGUGAUCCACACAGCUGCUGAGGAAGUGAAUGGAAGGAAGGGAUAGGGCUGUUCAGAAGGUGUGCUAUCAGGUCUAGCUGUCACUUGUGGACAUUGAUAUUUUAGACCCAUAAGUGUCCCUAUGGCUCCUUAUCACAUCCGCAAAUACCAGGAGAGUGACCGAAUACCAGUCGUGGACUUGUUCUACAAGGGCAUGGUGGAGCACAUCCCUACCACAUUCCGCCACACCUUGAUGCUGCCCCGAACCCUCGUGUUCUUAGCUGGGGUGCCACUCUGCAUUCUCCUGGUCUCUGGGUCCUGGCUGCUGGCUUUCCUGUCCAGCUUCACCCUCCUGGUUUUCCUAAGGCUCCUUGUUGGAUACCCCUGGAAGCAGUAUGUGCUCACAUGUUUGCGCACUGACAUGGCCGACAUCACCAAAACCUACCUGAGUGCAUCUGACUCCUGUUUCUGGGUUGCUGAGUCUGGGGGGCAGGUGGUGGGCACUGUGUGUGCUUUGCCUGUGGAGAAUCCACCACCAGGGAAGAAGCAGUUGCAGCUGUUUCACCUUUCAGUGGCCAUGGAGCACCGAGGAGAGGGGAUAGCGAAAGCCCUGGUCAGGACUGUCCUCCAGUUUGCCCGCGACCAGGGCUAUGGUGAAGUUGUGCUUGGCACCAGCAUGGUGCAGCAAAGUGCCCUGGCCCUCUACCUACGCAUGGGCUUCCAGGAGACCCGCCAGUCCUACUUUAACAUUAGCAUGAGGCUUGUGGCUAAUCCUAUAUUCCAUUUAACAUACCAGCUCCCAACAGCUGGGCAUGGUGGUACACAUUUGUGAUCUCUGAAUCAGUCGGGGUGGAAUUGCUGGGAGUUCAAGCGCAGCCUGGAAGGUCAGUCAGGAUCUGAAGUGUUUAACUGUACCAACAAGUCAAUCCUACAUUUAAGCAGAUAAACAAUAUAACCUCAUUGCUUGGCACAUCUGAUUCUCAUCUUUGUCAAAGUCCAGUGGAUAGCUAUGUUCCAUUGUGUCUCUGGUUUAUCUUUUCUUUAUGUAACAGCACACUAAUGUUGCAUUAAAAACAUCUGUGAAAAAAAAAUCUGUGAAAAGAUAGUUUAUUGAUGAUCCUGUGUAGUGGAGAGUGUCUGCUGGACUGAGCUGAGAUGAGCUUCUCUGCAUCUCAGGAGCUGUGCAAAUGUCCUGGGUUUGCUGGACUAGCAUGAGCAGUGGGCUUCCUCUGCUUGUGCAGGGCAGCUCAGUCAGGGUCCCGGGCACUGUAAUAGAGCCAAGUACAAUUAGAAGGGAGUAAAGGCUUUUCCAGGUGCCUGCAGUUGUUACAUCAUUCUCCCAGCCCCAUGGGGAGAAUGAAGCCAGCUAUAUGAAGAAGCUGAACCGUUUCAGAGCAAAAAGACAGAAUGUGGCUCUGUGAUUCAAAUUGUGUAAGUUACAGUACAGGCCUGUAGAGGGCCAGCAUGUCUCAGGGGAGAUAUGGCAAGGAGUGUUCCUGGCUGUUCAGUAAGCCAAUAUAGAAUCAGUGAGCAUAACAUACCUACCAGCUCUGGGAUACACUGAUUCCUCUGUCACCUAAUGUUCAUGAAUCCCCAAGUGAGUAAGUGCCUCAGGCUUAACUAUAUCAUCCUUGAAACCCUCAAUACAAGGCUGAGUUGGGGCCUGAGUCUGUUCUGAUAUUUGCAGGACUGUUCAUUUCUAAAUACUUCUUUCCAACACCAGCAUGCCCAUGAAGACUUGGCAUUUGUCACUGGGUCCCCCAAACACAGAUUCCCUCCCACCAUUGUUCAUGUGAUGUGUCAGUUGCCUCUGAUCACCUUUACCAGUUUGUUCUUAUUAGGGCUUGAGAGCCCCUCUGUGAUGGGAAGAAUCUGUGGAGUCUCCCAGACCUCCUCUUUUAGUAAAGCUCUUGUCUCCAGGAACAGUUCUACAUGAGCAUGUGUUUGGUUUGGGAUAUGAGAGAGAAGGACGGGAUGGUUCAUGUGCUUUGCAGCAUUCAUUCAAUCAAAUUCGUUCAAAAGAAAUUGUUUUGCUCAAUCCACACUGAGGUGAUGAGAUCCUUCUGGGGCUUCUGGGGUCAGAGACCAGAUGCUCUGGGCAUCCAUAAAGGAUGAGAAUGGAAAUGCUGUUACAGUGAUAUAGUGAUAGAAUAGCCUGGGAACUGGGAAGGCUAGCCAAGGCUCCAGUUCCUAACUGUUGGAUGCUCUGUCCAUGGAUGCAUCCUCUAUUCCUGGGAUCCUAGCUUCUGCUUGACAGCCUUUUUCAGCUUCCGGACUCCCACCUCAGCUGCUCUACAGCCCUCAUUCUGCAGGCUCAUAGCAUGCUGUUCUCUUGGCCUAGAAUAUUUAGCCAGUCUACCCCUUCCCACAUUUUUGGUGUGUUCAGCAACUGCAAGUUUCGCCUGGAAGGGAGAACCAUUUGGAAAGAUAUCAUGGAAGAAGGUUAUGUACUUGAUUGUGCUUUCAGUCUGAUCAUCAUUGGGAUUUGGGCCUUUUUUGCUCCGGAUGUCUUCAGUGCAGGUUUGGCUGGCUUGAGUUGUGGGGAUCGAACCACAGCAACCUGAGCCUGACUGCUUUGUUGAAGCAUCCACUUAAAGAACUGAGCUAAGGGGUAGGCCCCCGUGAUUUGGGCCUUUGACCUGCUCAGUGUGUCUGUACACUUCCUAUCACAUUGCCAGAAAGCUUCAU